Molecule: messenger RNA, 1614 nt
Organism: Schistocerca serialis cubense
Lineage: Eukaryota; Metazoa; Arthropoda; Insecta; Orthoptera; Acrididae
Product: collagen alpha-3(IV) chain-like
Exons: 1
Coding region: 1-1614 (537 amino acids)
Source: RefSeq, a predicted model, not a curated record
AUGGGUAACCCAGGAACCUUAGACAGUGCAGCUAAUCCAGGUGCCUUAGACAACGUGGGUAACCCAGGCACCUUAAACUGCCUGGAUAACCCAGGCACCUUAGACAGUGAGGCUAACCCAGGUGCCUUAGACCGCAUGGGUAACCCAGGAACCUUAGACAGUGCAGCUAAUCCAGGUGCCUUAGACCACGUGGGUAACCCAGGCACCUUAAACUGCCUGGAUAACCCAGGCACCUUAGACAGUGAGGCUAACCCAGGUGCCUUAGACCGCAUGGGUAACCCAGGAACCUUAGACAGUGCAGCUAAUCCAGGUGCCUUAGACCACGUGGGUAACCCAGGCACCUUAAACUGCCUGGAUAACCCAGGCACCUUAGACAGUGAGGCUAACCCAGGUGCCUUAGACCGCAUGGGUAACCCAGGAACCUUAGACAGUGCAGCUAAUCCAGGUGCCUUAGACAACGUGGGUAACCCAGGCACCUUAAACUGCCUGGAUAACCCAGGCACCUUAGACAGUGAGGCUAACCCAGGUGCCUUAGACCGCAUGGGUAACCCAGGAACCUUAGACAGUGCAGCUAAUCCAGGUGCCUUAGACCACGUGGGUAACCCAGGCACCUUAAACUGCCUGGAUAACCCAGGCACCUUAGACAGUGAGGCUAACCCAGGUGCCUUAGACUGCAUGGGUAACCCAGGAACCUUAGACAGUGCAGCUAAUCCAGGUGCCUUAGACCACGUGGGUAACCCAGGCACCUUAAACUGCCUGGAUUAUCCAGGCACCUUAGACAGUGAGGCUAACCCAGGUGCCUUAGACCGCAUGGGUAACCCAGGAACCUUAGACAGUGCAGCUAAUCCAGGUGCCUUAGACCACGUGGGUAACCCAGGCACAUUAAACUGCCUGGAUAACCCAGGCACCUUAGACAGUGAGGCUAACCCAGGUGCCUUAGACCGCAUGGGUAACCCAGGAACCUUAGACAGUGCAGCUAAUCCAGGUGCCUUAGACCACGUGGGUAACCCAGGCACCUUAAACUGCCUGGAUAACCCAGGCAGCUUAGACAGUGAGGCUAACCCAGGUGCCUUAGACCGCAUGGGUAACCCAGGAACCUUAGACAGUGCAGCUAAUCCAGGUGCCUUAGACCACGUGGGUAACCCAGGCACCUUAAACUGCCUGGAUAACCCAGGCACCUUAGACAGUGAGGCUAACCCAGGUGCCUUAGACCGCAUGGGUAACCCAGGAACCUUAGACAGUGCAGCUAAUCCAGGUGCCUUAGACCACGUGGGUAACCCAGGCACCUUAAACUGCCUGGAUAACCCAGGCAGCUUAGACAGUGAGGCUAACCCAGGUGCCUUAGACCGCAUGGGUAACCCAGGAACCUUAGACAGUGCAGCUAAUCCAGGUGCCUCAGACCACGUGGGUAACCCAGGCACCUUAAACUGCCUGGAUAACCCAGGCACCUUAGACAGUGAGGCUAACCCAGGUGCCUUAGACCGCAUGGGUAACCCAGGAACCUUAGACAGUGCAGCUAAUCCAGGUGCCUUAGACCACGUGGGUAACCCAGGCACCUUAAACUGCCUGGAUAACCCAGGUGCCUUUGACAGUGCAGGUAACCCAGGUGCCUGA